Molecule: messenger RNA, 1830 nt
Organism: Canariomyces notabilis
Lineage: Eukaryota; Fungi; Ascomycota; Sordariomycetes; Sordariales; Chaetomiaceae
Product: glycosyltransferase family 90 protein
Exons: 2
Coding region: 1-1830 (609 amino acids)
Source: RefSeq, a predicted model, not a curated record
AUGAGGAACCGCCAACUCGGCGUCCUCGGCGCCCUCGUCUUCUUUCUCUUCUGCAUUUACACGCUCUCCAAGCAGUUGCCCGACAGCUAUAAACGUCCUCUUCAGCAGCCACAGCCUCCGGUACAGGCACCUCCCAAUAAGCCUGGGGAUAGCGCCGGCGACACUUCCUCCAACGCCCAUACCAAAAAUGACCCAAAGCCGAAGCCGGCCCCCGGCGGAUCCCAUCCGAUAUGGCACCUCGUCAAAGAUGCCGAACAGGACCUUGAAAAGGUGAAGGCGCGCCAGUCGCGCACGCUACAGGAAGCUGUGGCCGAGUAUCGCCGUCGCUACGGCCUGCCCCCGCCUCCGCACUUCGACAAGUGGUGGGAAUUUGCAAAGAGCAAGGAUGUGCAGCUUAUAGACGAGUUUGACACGGUGAUGGAGCUGAUCACACCCUUCUGGGGCCUGAAGCCGUCGACCAUCCGGGCGAGGGCGCGGGAGGCGAUCGGUUUCGACAACGCGCUCAUGGGUCUGCAGAUCCGCGGGGGCAACGUAACGCUCUUUCAGGGAGGGGACGAUUGGAUCCAGGAGAGCAUACGUGGGAUGAUGCAAGAAUUUGUCCAGCUGCUUCCCGACAUGGACCUGGCCUUCAACAGGAACGACGAGCCGCGCGUCGUGGUUCCACACGACGACAUGGUACGAUUAGUUGAGCGCGCGCGAACAGUCAGCAUGCCGGCCGCGAACGCCAAAAAACUCUUACGCAACGGCUUCACCGAGAAGCCUGAGGGUCUGAACUACGACGGGCGCUUCGACGAAUUCAAGCUGACGCGCUUCAAUGUGAUGGCACACCAACCAGUCUGGACGCACUCUCGCAUGUCGUGCCCACCCGAGUCACCUACCCGCAUUCUCGAAGAAGCUGACCGCUACGACGCUAUCGACAAGUACGCUCUCGGGGACCUCGGCUUCGUCUACAACGUCACCGCCAUGUCCGACAUCUGUCUCUCUCCUUCCCUCGGCAAUACGUACGGCUUCUUCGAGCGACCUAACGCCUACGGCGUGGUACAUGACCUCUUUCCCAUCUUCUCCCAAUCCAAAAUCUCGUCCUACUCGGACAUCCUCUAUCCGUCCCCCUGGUACUGGGCCGACAAAGUUCCGUACAAAGAAGCUAAGGACCCGGCAUGGGACAAGAAACUCGACCAGCUCUACUGGCGAGGGUCGACGACGGGUGGUUUCUCGCGCAACGGCGGGUGGCGGCGGCAGCACCGUCAGCGGUUCGUGCAAAAGAUCAACGCCGGCGAUCAGGCCCGCGUCCUCGUCAGCGCAGAUAAGCAAGGUGAAAAGUGGACUGUGAAGGAAGUCCCGCGGGGCGACUACAAGCAACUGAUCGACGUAUCCUUUUCGCACAUUGGCCAGUGCGACCAGGGCGACUGCGACGCGCAGAAGGAGUUCUUCACGGUCCAAAAGUACGCCAAGCAGGAGGCGGCAUUCAAGUACAAGCACGUGCUCGACAUGGACGGCAACGCCUUCUCAGGCCGCUUCUAUGCCCUCCUCAAAAGCAGGAGUCUCGUGUACAAGUGGGCCAUCUUUCGCGAGUGGCACGCCGAAUGGCUCCGCCCCUGGGCGCACUAUAUUCCGCUGAGUCUGCAGGGCGAGGAGUGGCUGGAGGCGGUCCGCUUCUUCAAUCAGGAGGAUCUGGGCAAGAAAGAGGCGGAACGCGUGGCCAUCCAGGGACGGGAGUGGGCCGCGAAGGUGUUGAGGAACGAGGAUUUGGAGGUGUGGUUUUUUCGGCUGUUGUUGGAAUAUGGUCGUGUGAUUGACGACGACAGGGAAAACAUUGGGUUCCUCAAUUGA